GUGGUAGUAGAGGUGGGGGAAGUGGGGAUGGAGAGGGCAGUAAGGAGGGAGGACGGAAGAAGCGUAGUGGUGCAGCGGUGGCGGAUAGUGAGCAGAGACGGAGUGGCGGAGAUGGGAGCGCGGCCGGGCAUAGCGAUAUUCCCGAGGAGGACGAUGAAGAUCUGAACACGGACGACGAGAUUCUGAACGCCUCGAUCACGAUCAGCUCCAACUCGACGACGAACGUGUCCAUGACGACGGCGGCGACCGCGGCGGAGAAGCUUCUCUAGCAGCACGGGUCGGACGCGGGUAGCCAGGUGUUCAACAUGGCUACCGCGUCGUCCUCCGCAGCCGGUCCACUGCCAGCGUCCCGGUCGCACGAUGUCGUCGACUCCGGCAGCCGGCAGCCCAGCCACAGCAACUCGAUCCGCAGCAACAGCACCAAAGCGACGGUGCACAUCAACGGCGUUGCCGUGGAUCACUUCCAGCAAAACUCGGACGUCGACGAGGACGUGGCGGCGUCGGCGCUGGGCGGCUCCUGCCAGAACAGCGACAUCCGCGGCUUCAUCUCGUACUCGAGCGACAGCAGUAUGAUCGAGCUGAACCUCAAGUUCCGCAAGUGCGCGUGCAACGAGAACAUUAUCAACAUUUCCAAAGAGAACUUGCAGCAGCAGCAGAAAGAAGUAGAAGGUCAACAUCGAACCACCACCACCACAGCCACUUCCUCAACGUUCAGCAAAGAAGGUAACAGUAAGAAAUUACUACAGUUAAACAAAGACAAUUUGAAUAGUUUAGUGAGUAAACUGAACGAUACGAAUAGCUCAUCCUCAUCGUGUACAAAAUGUAGAUUGACGUUAGAUAUAAAUAAUAUUUUAAAUCAGAUCGUUAGCGAUAGACAAGUCAAGUGUGAGACAAAGCUGGUAGUCGAUCAGGAAGCGGUUUCUGGGGCUGGGGCUGGAGCAGCAGUAGAUUCGGACGACGGAGAAGACCCGUCCAACGGACGGACGCUCAAGGUGGUGGGCAGUCCCUCGAAGGCCGCAAGCUGGUCACCGUCGCCGUUGUCGACUUCCCCCUCCCCAAGGGCGAUCGCCGCCGAAGACCUGAACCGGCUGCAGCGACGUCACAGCGAAAACGUCGAGCGCCGCUCGAUCGGAAUCCAACACGGUCUCAGACCAUCCGUACAGCGCAAGAAGCACCAGCUCCGCCGAGGAAAGACCCAAGCCGAAGAGAUCAUCAUCAUCUCGGACGAGUUCCGGCGCCAGUCGCUGUCCGACCAGAAGGUCAGAAUCUCCCGCGGCGCAUCCAAAAAAGCCAUCUCCAAAUCGAUGGAAAGCAUCGAGGACAAAACACCACCCAACGGCAAAACCGUGGGCGUCCACCUCGAGGAGGACACGCUCACCGUCGUGCUGGACUCCGCCAAGUCCAAGUCCAAAUCCGUCGACGACAUCUCGCUCGGCUCGAACCACAACGAGGAAGAGUUCGGUCCGUCCACCCCGCUGGCAACCUCCGCCGCCGCCACCAACAGCGUCGAGCUGGUCUUCAUCUCGGACGAGUUUGUGCAGCGCAAGAGCAAAACCAGCUCCGACGUGAUCGUCGUCGUUGACGCCAACCGCAGGAGCUCGGGCUCGAAGCGACGCAAAUCCGCGUCCGCCGCCCUCGCCCGGAACCAACUCGUCAUCAUCACCGACGAAGCCGACAAGAAGAAGCCCAAAGACGUCCGGAUCGUGCGCAGCGCAAAAGAUCCGCGCCGCAAGACGACCAUCUCGAACUCGAACUCGUUCCUCACCUACGAGGAGCCCUUUUCGCCGGAGACGCUCGAGAGCAAGGACAUUGGCACGAUGUUUGCGGAGGCGAGCGAAGCGGCGGCGCUGGCCGCGGCCAAGUAGAACGUUGAAUGCUCAUUUGUUAUGCCCGUUUAACCCUGCCCUCACUGCUACCACAUAAUUUCUAGGGAGAAAUGUGGCGCUGUCGUGAUUGUUCUAUUGCUUUCGGUGUUUUCGUUCUCUAUUUUUGAUUUUUUUUUUAGAUGUUUUAUUGAGCGAUUCUCUGGCGUUAAUCGAUUGGAUUUUGUGUUUUCUGAUCGGCUUAUUAAACUUUUUAUCUUGGAUUUCCUGGGAAACAACUCUGAGGUUUCGUACAUUUUUGAAUAACAAAUCGAGUUCUACAAUUCUGAAAAAAAUAAAAAUCAUCUUAAUUGUCAACUAUCCUCUUCCAAUUUCUUUGAAAAUUUAAAACAGGAAAGCUCUGUCCAGAUCCAUACCUUAUUUCGGGGUGAAAUCAUUGUCAUAAUUCAUACCGAACUAACGUUUGAAACUAUUGAUUCAUAUUGCAUACUGCAUUUCGGUAUGAAUUUUGAUUAUUUUCAUUUAAAAUUCGAUAAGCAUUUAAAUCUAUUUUAUAAUUCAGAGGAGCCUCCCAAAUCUUUAGUUCGAGGAUCAUCCUAUUUGGAUAUUGGUAUUCAAUCUUGGUAUAAAAUCGCCAGAUUUGUUUUUCAAAGAAAAUAUUUUUUCCCAAGGCCUUUGGAUAAUCUAGUCUGGACUGUACUCGGAACAUGAUUGAUCUGCAACAAUUCUAGAGUUUUUUUUUUUUUUUUUUUUUUGAAAAGGUCCUAUAAACUAUUGUGUUUCAUAUGUUUAUAGGACCUAUUUAAAAUAAACUCUAGAAUUAUCAAAACUGCCCUACUGCCACUUACUUCUUCAUAGAACGCUUGAUCCCAGUUCGGAAUGGAAAUAAUGUGUGUUUGGUGUUAAUAUUUCAUUUUGGUAUGAUUUUUUAAUUCAUGCUGAACUCUACUAUGAAGAUAAUUGAUUUCUAUAUGUUAUAUCAAUACGAACUGAUUUUUAUUUGGAUCUCAGAGGCAAUAAUCUACAACUGCUUUAAACAACUCUGCGAUUGUUAUUUUUUUUUCUUUUGGGAUCUUCUGAUCAUGAUCAUGUACUUGACGUGAAAUGGAAACGGACAUGUAUGUUCAGGAUUUAUGCUUCAUUUUGGUAUACAUUUAUUUGAUGUUUUCUUAAUUCAUGCCGAACUCUGAUAUGAAGCUAUUGGUGCAAACUUUAUUACUAUAAUUCGGUAUGAUUCCUAUUGAUUUGUAUUGAGUGAUUUACCUCAAGAUUAUUUUUUUUUUUUUCAAAAACCGAAAAUCAGUUUUAAAAAUAUAUGUUAUCUCAAAAAAGUUUUAAACAAUUUAAAUGCUGAAUUCAGCACUUUUGAAAUCGAAAUUUUCGUCAUUUGGAGGACAGAAAAUGGGAAAGUUCAGAACAAAUAGAACUCAGUUUGGUAUACAGUAUAUCAGUUUCAAUUCAAUGUCAAAUAGUGAACACAAAAAAUGCAUAACAAAUUUGUUAAGUGGAGUUUCAAAACAUUGUAGUGCUUAUUUCUGAAUAAUUGCUAGUUCUUUUCAUAUGAUUAAUGCCAUUGAAAAUAUCUUUUUAAACUUUGGUCUCUCAACUAGACUAAUAGUUAUCGAGAGGAAGUAUAAAAUAAAAAAAAUCAUGUCACGAUAUCAACUUUUCAGAAACUCAUAAAACGUAUUUUGGUUUCAUCUUGUGGCGGUCUUGUUUAUCACAAUUUCACCAAUAACAAUAUAUUGUUAAAAGAGUCCAACCAUGCUUAAUAUUUUAUCAGCAUAGGAAAGUGCAUUUCAAAUCGUUUGCAAUACAUUUCAAGACUAUUUCCAAUGGAAUUUUUGAAAUCUCUUAAAAAUAAUUUCCCUUAUUUUUUCGGACUUAUUUUUAAGGGAGGAUAAACUAAUUUGGAAAUAUUUUAAAGUUAAUUUGAUUUUUUUUCGGUUCGGUAUGCAUUUCUUUUGUAUUUGGUUUCGUAAAAUCAUUCUGAACUCAAGUAUUAAACUAUUAUCUUUAACUGAAAAAUCUAAAUAAAGAAUAAAACAAAAAAUGUAUUAUUGUUUCAUUGAGUUAUUAGGCAGAAAAUUCAUAACGUUCGAUCGAUUAACGCUAGAGAAUUACCCUUCUGUUAGUUGUUCCUCCUGAUUCUAUUGUACAAACGUUUGUUCAAAUCUUGUUGUUCCGUUCCCCUAACAGCAACGUCCUGCUUUGAUUGGCUUGUCAACCAAUUGGUGUUUUCUUUCACCAAAGGUCAAAUCUUCAUCUGCGAUUAAAACGCAAUUAAAUGAUAAACAAAACAAAAAUGUUUUAAUAGAUGUUACAUUGCAGCAACCGUAGAUUGAUUUACACUCUUAUGUACAGCACCAAAUUAGCGCAAAACCUUAUCCCCGAAACGAUAAUGGCUGAAAUUAUGAAACUGAAAAUGUCUGACUGAUGUAGUAAGCACAAACAUAUACCAGCAAAACUAACAGUAGAAGUUAACACACACACACACACUCAAAGACACUCACACGAUCAUCAUCACGAGAAUCCGAGAGUAAUCGCAAGCUACCUAGUUCCGAUAAUCUUACACCAAUGUUGUUUUUCCACCUUCAUUGCAGAUCUGAUCUGAAUUCACCUUAUUGCCGUCCCAUUACUAGCAAAAAAAAAAACAACAAACAAAACUAAACAAAGCAAAAUCAAAGUAUAAAUGUUGCAAUUGUGUCUGUGUGGUUCAAUCACACCAACACAAAGACACACACACACACACCCGUAGCGAAAACCCCUUCCGGAGAUCAAUCUUUGUCGAUGUAGUCGCGUGUAUUUGUAUUGCCACAAACACACUCACACUAAUUUAUAUAUAUACUAGCUACUAGGAAUGCGUGAGCGUGUGACGUCGUGCGUGCGUGUGUAACCUUAAUCCUUCCUGAAUGAAAAACGAAAAAAAGAGAAAAAUGUGACAGAUACUGUGAGCACAACAUUAGAUUCCCCCUACAUAUAUUUUUGGAUCUUGCAAUAUAUUGUGUAGCUUAAAAAUGGUGAUUCCUGCAUCAAACAUGAAAGACUUGAAGGCUUCCUAAACCUUUAGUGGAGACAGAAAAAAAAGUACGAACUGUGUAACAUUCCUUCCCCCCUCCUUCCAUCUCUCUAUUGUUUUGUACACUCUCUCCUCGGCACUCUGUGAUCAGACCCCCACAUGAGCAUACCCCUUUUCUGAGAAAGUUUUCCGUGUAGAAUAGCCCGUGCUCUGCUCCCCUUUUGCAUUUAUAUCACCGCGUGUCUGUAUUUGUGUUCGUAACUUUGCGGCGAGAACAAUAGCAAACCAAAUGAAAAAGAUACUUUUCGUUGAAGAGUAGGCGGGUGAGAACUGACUUUCUAAAUCUUCCGUUUUGCAGCCGCAGAUUAAGUGAGAGUGAAAGAAAGAGAGGUCAUCGUCAGCGAGUGUAUGAAUGUUAGGCACCCUUUUUUAGAAAAGAGAACAUUUUUUCAAAAAAAACGCACUCAUAAACCUACCGCAAGCUACAACUACUACAACCGAGAGGACCGCAUACAUGUAGAGAUUUACCUAACGAAGCAAAACAGGCAAAUCAAGCAACAACCAACCAGAGAUUGUGACUGCACUAGGAAGGAAACAAACCAAUCCUGUUUUCCAAUCCCAAUUUUUGCUCGUGACAGCAUAUUAUAAAAAUAUACAUUACCGAAUACAGAAGUAUAUUGAUGAGAGAGGACGCUGAAGAAAUUUGAAAAAAAAAUCGUAUCAUGUAGGUUAAAUUAUACGACAAUGUAAACUUAUUAAUAUAAACAAAAACAUCAACACACACACACAAGUAUAUGAAAGUAAGGUGUUUACAAUUAAUCGAAUUCGAAUUCAAAUUAUUCUGCAGCAAAAAAAAGAUACUUCAAAAAUAUGCAAUAUAUAAAAUUAAACAGAAAAAAAAAAUCUACACAAAAACUAAUUUCAAAACACACUCACACCGCCACGUGCAACAGCGCAACCAAAAAAACCGUUCGCGUUUGAUUGUUUUUAUUUGUGAUUUAUUGUGGUGAGUUUUCAACCCAGAAUUCCCCACCCGCACACACUUCCCUGCCCCUUUUGAGAAAAGAAAAAAUAAACAAUUUAGUAAAUAAAUUCGUCUGUGAGAGUGGGUGUGACUUGACGUGUAGUGAAAGUAACAAAAAAAACGUGAUGUGGAAUAAAGGCAAAAAAAUGCAACAAACAAAAAAAUACCCGUAAUGAACGAUAUGAUUUAGCAAUCGUCUCGCGUGCGAGACAGCAAAAAAAAAGGUUUUAAACUUUAUUCGAUAGUUUUGUAGCAGAGUUCUGGAGAGUGUGCAAGAAAAGUUUGCGGAAAAGCAAAAGCGAAAAGAAAUCAGAAUAUUAUUAUGGAUUAUUUAAAGAACCCUGUAAUAGAAGUAUAUUAGUUGUCAGUUGUAUUAAGAUUAUACAAGGUACACCGUAAGAAAUUAUAUUAAAUCAAUUGUUAUAAGUGAAAUCCAACACAA
This is a messenger RNA of Culex quinquefasciatus (southern house mosquito), 6308 nucleotides long. RefSeq lists its product as uncharacterized. NCBI's taxonomy places the organism in Eukaryota, Metazoa, Arthropoda, Insecta, Diptera, Culicidae. The record is from RefSeq and is a predicted model, not a curated record. The transcript has 2 exons. The coding region runs from base 306 to 1865 and encodes 519 amino acids.